Morus notabilis is the source of this 1502-nucleotide messenger RNA. RefSeq names its product probable protein disulfide-isomerase A6. The coding region runs from base 131 to 1189 and encodes 352 amino acids. The record is from RefSeq and is a predicted model, not a curated record. The transcript has 11 exons. NCBI's taxonomy places the organism in Eukaryota, Viridiplantae, Streptophyta, Magnoliopsida, Rosales, Moraceae. Gene Ontology annotation, molecular function: protein disulfide isomerase activity. Gene Ontology annotation, cellular component: endoplasmic reticulum. Gene Ontology annotation, biological process: protein folding.
CGGCCAAGCCAAAGCUAAAGAAAAAUCCAAGGGAAACAGACUCUAAAUAAGGGGAGACCAGACUGACCAAGAGCAUUUCCGGAAAAAGAACAGAAAGAAAAAUCAGAAGUGAGAAUAAAAAAAAGGAAUAAUGUUGAGCUCAAAGUCCUUCUAUGUUAUCAGAACCCUAGCUUUGCUCUUUGUCUCGUCGGUUUUCGCUGACGACGUCGUCGUCCUCACUGAGAGCAACUUCGACAAGGAGGUCGGCCAAGAUCGCGGCGCUCUCGUCGAGUUCUACGCUCCCUGGUGUGGGCACUGUAAGAAGCUUGCACCGGAGUAUGAGAAGCUCGGUGCAAGUUUUAAGAAAGCAAAAUCUGUUCUAAUAGGAAAGGUGGACUGUGAUGAGCACAAAAGUCUUUGCAGUAAGUAUGGUGUUUCUGGAUAUCCCACGAUCCAGUGGUUUCCAAAAGGGUUCCUUGAGCCCAAAAAGUAUGAAGGUGCACGUGGUGCUGAAGCUCUUGCUGAGUUUGUGAAAAAGGAAGGAAGGACCAAUGUGAAGAUAGCUGCAGUUCCAUCUAAUGUAGUGGUACUAACACCACAUGACUUUGAUGAAAUCGUCCUGAAUAACGAGAAGGAUGUUUUGGUGGAGUUCUAUGCACCAUGGUGUGGCCACUGCAAAUCCCUUGCUCCUAUAUACGAGAAGGUUGCAUCAGCAUUUAAGUUGGAUGCUGACAAACACAGGGACUUGGCUGAAAAGUAUGGAGUAAGUGGGUAUCCCACGUUGAAAUUUUUCCCAAAAAGCAACAAGGCCAGAGAAGAUUAUGAUGGCGGCAGAGAUUUAGAUGAUUUUGUAACUUUCAUUAAUGAGAAAUGUGGGACUAGCAGAGAUGGAAAAGGACAACUUACUUCCAAAGCUGGUAUAGUUGCAGCGCUGAAUGACUUGGUGAAGGAAUUUGUGAAUGCUGGAAAUGAUGAGAAGAAAAUCCUCGCCAAGAUAGAGGAGGAAGUUGAGAAGCUUAAGGGCGCCACUGCAAGAUACAGUAAGAUCUAUGUUAAGGCUGCCAAGAACAGUCUAGAGAAAGGUGCUGAUUACUCCAAGAAGGAAAUUCAGCGACUUGAACGCAUGCUUGAAAAGCAAUCAAUCAGCCCAAGCAAGGCGGAUGAGUUCACUCUCAAGAAGAAUAUUCUAUCUACGUUUGCCUCGUAUUAAUCAGCCGUCGAAAGAAGUAGCGGAUCCUGUGAUUUUGCUUGGAGAUCUUCAUAACAUAGUUCCAGAGAUUUCAUGUCUCACAAUCUUCUUCUUUCUUAGCUUGGGAAUGUAAACGUUAUGCUGUACCCUAUGCAAAUCUGUUGCUAAUCUGUACUCUAUGCAAAUCUGUUGCUAAUCUUUUUGCGCUUUGAAGUUGAAUAGUAUAACCAGUUGAGGAUAGCUUUGGGUAAAAUCAACACAACAUUUGUAUUCUUGAAUGGAAUGUCUUAGUAUAAUAUAAACUUUUUUGGGCAUAGCAAGGCAUAACUUGAUG